AGCGUAUCGUUUUCCAUUUUUUUCUUGGUUGCAAAAUUCCAGCCCCAUCCAUCAAGGGGUUGUGGGUUUUUUUCCUUCUCCUGCGCUGUGCAUGGGGCAAUGGGAAUCGAUCGCAGCCAACACUGCUCUUGUAAUGGCGUACAAGUGUUGUAUGUGUGUGUGUGUGUGUGUGUGUGCGUGUGUGUGUGUGUGGGCUGCGUGUGAAUACGAUAAAGAGGGCAAGGCACAUGAUGAUGAUGAUGCGAGCGAACGAGAGAACGAACCGAACCGUAGCGAAAGCGAGUGCGCCCGAAUGUAUGCAACGGUGUAUGCAGGAAAGAAACAGCAUGCGAACGAUUGUGUGUCGGUGUGUGUGUGUGUGUGCGUUGUGUGUGCUUUGCGAUGUUUGCGUCUGAAUGAGGAAGAGAGAGAGUGAGUUUGAGUAUGUGUGUGAGAAAGAAUGGAUGCGUGUGUGAAUGAGCGAGACAGAAACAGCCGUAAAAGUCAAUAUACACGGCCAUGAUGUCUAGCAUUCUUUUUUUUUUUUUUGAUGUGUUGUAUUUGUCCAUUUUGACGGGAGGCCAUAUCGUUCCGUUGUAAUAAAAUAUUAACAAUUUCCGAGAAUUGAGUUCACGGUUGUGUGGACGGGCCCGUGUGACGCGUGUAUGUGUGUGUGUGCGUAAGAGAUAGAGAGUGUGUGUGAGAGGGGGCAGCCCAGCAAGGGGUGCUGCUUAGGGGGAAAACGCAAUUUUCGUAAAAUAAAACUAUGUGUCUUACCCUCUCCCGCAGACCCCCAGUUAUCCCUCCGGCAGCCCCUGCAUUAUCAACACAACCGAUUACCCGUGCUGUCUCCUAGUGGUGUUCCAUUUUAGAGCAAUUCCUUUUCUUUGCCCCUUUGCAACAGUGGAAAAAGAUGGCUGCCACUACUAACUGAACCGUUUCCAACAACAAUCAUUUGCCACUGAACCCCUGCUUGCGGGCAGCUGCGGGAAGGGAAUUGCGUAUCUGUGUCUCUGCGCGCGUGUGUGUGUGUACCAAGAAGGCUCCAUAACUCCUGUCCCCGCGGAGACGAAGAGCCGCUUGAGGGGGAGGGAAGGAGGGAAUCCCCCCUAUCCACGUACAGUCUAGCGCUCGCCGGUCGGCUGCACCCUCCCCCACACCCACCCACGAAAAUGGCGAUCGAAUGUCCGGUCUGUACGCUGUACCUUCGGUCCGGCAUGACGCUGGCCGAACAUUUGGACACGCACCCGAAGGAGAACGUGAUCAAGGCGCUGGUGAGCAUGGUCAAGCCCGACAGUCUCCCUCCGUUCGGCGGCGAGCCGGUGGAGGAGCUGGGCACGGCGAGCGAGCCCGUUCCGGCGGAGGGUGGCAGCACCGCGGCGCUCCACGGGCAGCCGGGCCCGAGCACCAGCAGCACAAGUGCCAGCAGCAGCAACACGAUCUCAUUUCGUCCGAACGAUCGGACCUCGGCGUCCGUGGGGAUUUUUGAGGCACAGCCGUCACUGUUUCUGGACAAUGCGCUGAUAGCAACGUCGGCCACUAGUAGCAGCAGUAGCAGCAGCAGCAGCAGCAGCAGCAGCAGCAGCACUACCACCCCCGCCACUGUACAAGUCAACCUUACCUCCAGCCAGGCACCGCAGGUCACCGUGGUGAAGAAGAUCGAUGUGCACGGUGUGCCGUGCUUUCAGGUAAACAAUGUGACGCUGGUCAAGCGGGAGCUGGUACAGCCAGUCGCAGCAGCAGCGCCGGCACCACCACCCCCUCCACCACCACCACCAGCACUGCCAGCGCCGUCUGUCGCCACUGUCGGAACGGUGCCGAACGAGCUGGCGGCGAUUGGGCCACUGGGCGACGAGUACACCGAGCCGAGCGGGAGUGGCACGGCAGCCGGCGGCAGCUCGUCCCGCGUCGUCUACCCGCGGUACACGAACGAGCUGUACUCGGGCCCACCGCCCCCGUACAGUCGCGCCAUCUCGUCCACGGUGGCUUCCAGCACGCAGAUCACGCCCGUGCAGCAGCAGCAGCAGCAAACGUUGCAGCUGAGCAUCACGAAGAGCAGCGUCGGCGGGCUCGGUGUGGUGGGCCAGCAGAUUCAGCUGCUGGCGAAAAACCUGUCCGAGGCGUCGGUGUCCGCGUUCAAGCAGUACCCGGCCUCGGCAGUGCAAACCGUGUCCGUGCUGGACCGGGGCAGCCACGAGGAGCCAGCGGCAGCAACGGCGAGCGUCGCCUCGCCGUCGGCACCGGUCGGCACCCCGAAGCUGCUGUACAGUGUGGCGACAACGGCGGGCCCAAGAACGGCCGGGACUGCAAUAACGUCCACCACCACCACGACCACCGCCAACACGCCGAGCGCCAGCACCGCCCUGGUCGACCAUCUGGCAACGGGUGUCCCGACGAUCACCACCACCACCGGCGGUACCAAAACGACCGUCUCGGCGUCCCCGUCCUCGUCCAAGUCGAACGUGGUGAAGGUGCUGAGCAACGUGAAGGUGCACACCGAUCUGAAGGACUUCCAGGACAUCAUCAUGCACCUGAACGCGGGCCAGAUGUCGAUCGUCGGCGACAAAACGUCCCUGAUACCGCCAGUUACCGAGCGGCGCCCGUCGGCGUUCGCGGCGAGCACACCGGGCCGUUCCCUGCUCGCGAUAACGCCGGCGAAGAGCGAGCUCCCGGCGGAGCAGCAGCAGCAGCAGCAGCAGCAACCGCUCUGUAACACCGGCAUGCCGACGACCAAGAGCGAGGUAGAGGACUUGACCGGCGAUUACGAUCACGAGGUGGAGUACAGUGGCAGCUGGCAGGAGAUGGACGACCAUUAUGCCGACGGUGAGGUGCGCAGCCAGCAGUGGGAGGGCGAGGAAGAGGAGGGUGCGGGCGGAAGCAGCAAGCGGUUCCGUAGCGCUAGCGAGCAGCGGGAAACGCUGCCGGCGGCCGCCGCAUCGCUGGACGAGCGGAUGGCUCCGGGCGAAAUGGCAACCGGUGGUGGUGGUGUGGCCUGCUCCAGCGGCAGUGCGAUGGUCACGAGCGUCAUCCGCAAGACGCCGCAGCCCGUGCCCUGUGCCCUGUCGCCACCCGCGCCUCAGCAGGAGUCGAAAGCGAACGUGAAGCGGCUGGUGUUUCGCGUGGCCGGCAACAGUGCCACCCCGACGACGGUUACGAUAUCGCCUGCGGGGCCUUCCAGCGCGCCGAAAAUUGUGCGCGCCUGGCAGGGGAUCAAGGUGGAGGAGGACGGCACGGAGCCAGCGUCGAGCAAUGCGGACGGAAUUGGUGGUGUGGCUGAACCGGAUAGGGCAGCAAACGACGCAAGUGCAAUAAACGCAGCAGCAGCAGCAGCAGCACCGCCACCUACAGCAACAGUCAGCACGAGUCUCGAUUACGGCGCGAUCAAGCAGAGGCGAGGGGGUUUCCGGCCGCCGAAAAAGUUAGCAAUCAAACCGAAACGUACGUCGGUGGGGGAAGGCCCCGCGCCGUCCACCUCGGGGAAGCAGGGCGCACCGAUGCAGGUGGACGAGGUCGAGCCGGCGCAACCGCCCGCACCGACAACGAUGGUAAUGGCCACCGCGCUUACCACGCUGGCGGAUGUCGUGUGCACGACUGCUGCGGCCGCCCAGCACCUCACCGCGGAACCGUUUUGCUCGUCGUCGUUCAACGGCAUCACCGCCGUAAUUCAGAAGACUGAAGCAACCGCUCACGCGGGCCCGUACGCGACGGAGCAGCAACAGCAGCAGCAGCAGCCUAACAGCUCGGCCGGGGACGGGAUUGCCGACGCAUAUCAUCAUCAUCAUCAUCAUCAUCACCAGCCCCCGGACCCCGUCAUCAAGCAGGAAUACUCGCAGCCGCACGCCAUGCCAGCACCAUCGGCGUCAGCAGCAGCGGGCACACUUGCCUCCAGUUCGGCCGUGUACGGUGCGCGAUCGUCGUACGGGCUCGUGCCGACCAGCACCGGCACUGUCUCCGCUGCUAGUUCGAGCGCACCGGGCGGCGUUCGCCUAAUGCCACAGCACCGCCCAUCGACCGAGAUCGACGUCGGCGCGUACAACAUCUCGUACGUUGGCGAGGCGGGCGAAACGAUCUACCAUCCGCUGCCGAAGCGCGAUGGCAAAACGUUCGGGGCGCAGGAGUUGCUGCCGGCGGGCGGCAAUGGGCUGGCGGCUGGGGGCGAGAGCGGUGCCGAUGGUUCCACUGCCGCCCCGGCCCACCCGGACAGUCGCCGGAUGGAAGUCGAGGAGGUGGAGGAGGACGAGGAGGAGCUGGGAGAGGAGCAGAUGGAGCUGGAAGAGGACGACGAGGAUGCACCAGAGCUUGAGGAGGAGGAUGAGGAGGAAGAAGAGGACGAGGAGGAGGAGGAAGAUGAAGACGAUGAGGACGAUGAGGAGGAGGAGGAGAAGGAGCUGGAGGAGGAUUUGAUCGACGAUGAGGAAAAGGAAGCACAUGAGCACGGCGAGCUCGUACAGGAGGAGGAGGAGGAGGAAGAGGUACAGCUGGGUAGCGACGAGGAGGAGGAAGAGGAUGAUGAUGAGGAAGAGGAAGAGGAGGAAGAGGAUGAAGAGGAGGAGGAGGAGGACGAGUACGAUGAUGACGAUGUGUACGAGGUCGAGCCGCGGCCCGUCGCUGGCCGGUACGAUGCGUCCUCCCAGCCGGAGGCGCACGGCCGUCGCCGAUUGCUGAUGGUGGUCAGCAAGCCUGCGACAGCCACCGUCACUGCAUCGGAAGCGGCCGAACCGAACGGCCCGUACGAACGCCCUUUGCCGGUGGACCCGGCGGCUGAGGUUGUGGCGAGCGGCAGCUUAGUGGUGAAGCGGCUGCCGGCAGCCGUGCCCGGCACGCCGGACGACGAGAAGGAUUUGCUGGAGGCGGGACCGUCCACCCGCAUGCUCGAGCGGAGCGGCAUUCCGCGGCCAAAGUUCCGCAUCACCAAUGCCGACCCGUUCCGGCCGACGGCAGGGCUGGAACCGGUGCGGAAGACGGAGGUGGACGCGGAGCCGGAGUACGAGUGCUCCGACAGCAAGGACUUUUUGGAGCAGAGCCUGGGCAGCAACCCUGCGGUCGGCGGUUCGACCGUGGCCGCGCACGAACAGAUCCAAACGACGGGCGAGCCGCUGGUUGCGCUGAAGGCGGCCAAAGCCGAACCGUGCCACGACGGGCAGGACGACGGGCAGGACACGUCCGCAUCCUCGUUUCUUGAUCUGAGCACGGUGCGGAAGGGUGGGCUGCCGGCAGUUCCUGUUACCACGGACACGAGCAGCAGCAACAGCAGCAGCAACAGCAGCAACAGUAGCAGCAGUCACAGCACCACAAACAUCAGCCUCAGCCAGCACAGCCACAGCCAGCUGAGCCACCGUCACAGUCACAGCGCGGUGAGCGGUGGUUGCAAGGAGGGAGGCGAAGGGAGCGGCACGAGUGGCGGAACGCGCUCCCUGCUGUCGUCCGGUUCGUCGCACGCGUCCACCAGCAUGGAGCGGGCACCCUCGACCGAGAGCUUGAACAUCCGCACGGACGAAAAGAUGCCGGCGAAGGGGGAAAUUUCCGAGCAGGAAAGCAACGGCGACAUGGACAUGACGUCGUGGAACCAUCGGAUGUACGCCGUGGUCGAGAAUAUGCCCAUCUAUCCGAGCUCGUACGAUUUAUCGACCGCACAGGAGUGCUGGAAUCUGAGCAGCCGCAAUCAGGGCAUCUUUGCCGUGACGGACCAUUUCUACCACCAGCAGCAGCAGCAGCAGCAGCAGCAGCAGCAACAGCAGCAGCAACAACACAACAGUGGUAGUAAUAAUAACUCACACGGCACCACGGUCAACGGCCAGUACAUGACGUCACGCGUUGCUUUCCAAUUUUCCUCAACCGGUCAUCAAAACCUGCAGCAGCAGCAGCAGCAGCACCAGCAGCACGGUUCGGCCGAUGCGCCCUUGGAUGGCGGUAUGAUGCAGGCGAGCAAGAUCGAACCGCCGAUGGAUGUGGACAGCGAUAGCGGGGAGGUGAUGCCGAAGCUGCCGUUUGCGGACAUGAUGGUAGCGCGCAUGCACGAGCCACCGGGUGCAUACGAUGAGGUGGGCAGCAGCCACCACCAUCACCACCAGCAGCAGCAGCAGCAACAAACGCUGCACCAGCCGUGUGAAGCCAAGUACGAGGAAACGAUCGGUACGACGUCCUACUUUGGUGUUGCGACCUGCUCCGCCGUACCGGUGAUGCAGCAGCCGACGGACGAUCCCGUGCGGCCCAACCGACCGAAACCGUCCGGCAGCGGUGUCGCGCGCACCUACCGCUGUACGCUCUGCGCCAAGGUGUUCAGCUCGAUCAAGCAACGGCGGCUGCACCAGCAGUGCGAGCACGUGGACGAUCUGGUGGCACUGUCCUCGUCGCACCAGCAGGAGAUGCGCGGCGAGGAGGACAAUAAGCCGUUAAUGGAUGGCAGACAGCAACAGCAGUUGCCCCAGCAGCAGCACCAGCAGCAGCAGCAGCAGCAGCAGCAGCAACAGCAACAGGCACAGCAACAGCAGCAAAUAUACAAGAAGGCGCCGAUUCCCGUGGUGAUGAACUAUCACUGGAUGAAGCAGGAGAUAGAGCGAAAGAGUGAGGCGGCGCUGCGUAGCAGCCGGUUGCUGAUGGCGGGCAGCAGCGCUGGCAGCAGCACGACUGUCGUCCUGCCCGGCACGAGCAGCGGGGAGGCGGCACCGGGCCAGCAGCAGCAGCAGCAGCAGCUAGUGCUAGAGCAGCACGUGCAGGUGCAGGUGCAGCUGCAGACCGACGGUGGAACCGUUGCGGCGUUGAGCGCGUCCGCUGAGAGCGCGCUGCUGCCGGCGGCUCACUGCUCGGUAGCGGCACGCAACCGUUCGUACGUGUGCAGCACCUGCAGCCGGGAGUUCGACCGGUUCAACCUGUUCAACGAGCAUCUGCUGGAGCAUCCGGUGGAGUGUUCCGCGUGCGGGCGGCACUUCAAGCAGUGGCGCAACUUUUCGCUCCACAUCAAGCGGCACCUCGGCAUCAAGGAGCACCAGUGCCGGAUGUGCGGCAAGCGGUUCGUCAUCAAGCAGAAGCUGAUCGAGCAUAUGCGGGUGCACACGGGGCACGCGCCGAUCAAGUGCAAGCUGUGCAACCGAACGUUCAAGCGGUUCUCCAACCUGGCCCAGCACCGGAAGCGCUACCAUCUGAACCGCACCGUCGUGAAGGAGGAGUACGUGUGCCAGCUGUGCGGCGAGGUGUUCCACACGAUGGCCAAGAUGGAGUGGCACAAGGAGACGCACGAGAAGAAGCCAAAAUCGUGCCCGUACUGUCGGGAGAAGUUCAUACACCGCAACAGCUUGACGCGCCACAUCCGGCUGUCCCACACGGACAAGUACGCGAAGCUGGAGAACAAAACCGAACCGUGCAGCAUCUGCCAGCAGCCGUACACGAAGACGAGCAUGCGGCGCCACCUGGAGACGCACACCAAGGAGCGGAUGGCGUACGCGUGCGGCAUCUGCAACAAGCGGUUCACCACCAACUGGAACCUGAAGCAGCACAAGUGGACGCACACGAACCCGACGAUGAAACCGUUCCAGUGCACGUACUGCCCGAGCGCGUUCGUGCGCGAGUCGGACUUUGUCACGCACGUCAAUGCGCACCGGUCGAUCCGGCCGUACACGUGCAAUCACUGUGGCAGCCAGUUCAUCCGGAAGUACAACUGGAUCCGGCACACGCGCGAGCACGAGAUCGACAAGGGGCACCGGUGCGACGUGUGCGGCCGCCAGUUCCACCGGAAGUACUACCUGACCGAGCACAAGCGCAUCCACACGGGCGAGCGGCCGUUCGCGUGCAACAUCUGCGGCAAGACGUCCGCGACCAAGACGAACCACAACAAGCACGUGCGGAUACAUCACGCGCGCGACCCGCUCACGGCGGAAGGGUAAAUGCUGCGAAACGAGGGUGUGUUUUCUGUUCGCGUCUUGACACGCGGCGUAUUUAGCGCAGGCGCAUUUUCGUGACUUUGUAUAUCCGUACCGGGAAACGACAUUUAUGCAUUGUAACGCAGCUUUCUAACGUAGUCUACACUUUGCGGAGUAACGUUUCGAUUAGGACGUUAGGAUAAUCUUUUUUUUUUUUUUUU
This is a messenger RNA of Anopheles coluzzii, 8056 nucleotides long. RefSeq lists its product as uncharacterized. The record is from RefSeq and is a predicted model, not a curated record. The transcript has 4 exons. Lineage: Eukaryota; Metazoa; Arthropoda; Insecta; Diptera; Culicidae. Bases 1152 to 7859 code for a protein of 2235 amino acids.